UAAACAGUGCUCGCAGUUCACGUGGAAGUAAAAGCGGUCAUGGCGCUGAAAUUUGAGCGCUUCGUCAGCCCCGGGAAAGGUAACGGAGUGCGGGCGACUGCCGGGAUCAGGAGAGGAGAGCUGGUGACCUCCGUGGAGCCGCUGGCGUCCUGCGUGUCCCUCAAACGGUCCAGGGAAGUCUGCCAGCAGUGCUUCGCACGACGCGAGACCUUGUUGAGAUGUUCCCAAUGCAAGAUGGCUCGCUACUGUAAUGUCACUUGCCAGAGCCGAGCGUGGCCUGGCCAUAAGAGGGAGUGUAAGUGUCUGCGGGGCCUCCUGCCCAGAGUUCCCACCGACUCCGUCCGCCUGGCCGCAAGUCUCAUCUUUGCCUUGUCGAGUCCGUCUGGAAGCAGCAGUGAGGAGCUCUACAGUUUAGAGGAGCACGAAUCACACUUGAAUUCAAUGUCAGAGCAGAAGAAGGAGGGUCUGUCUCAGCUGGCGUCCAUGUUGGAGCUGUUUUUACACCAGGAAGGACCUAACCUUGCGGAAGAAUUGAAAACAGCGCUGCCACCUUCCUGCCGAGACUUCCUCUGCCUCAUCGCAAAGAUAACAUGCAAUUGCUUCACCAUCAGUGAUGGAGAACUGCACGAGAUUGGAGUUGGGCUUUAUCCGAGUUUAUCUCUGUUAAACCAUGACUGUAGGCCAAACUGUGUGAUGGUGUUUGAGGGAGCGAAGCUGCAGCUCAGAGCUGUUCAGGAUAUCAGCGCUGAAGAGGAGCUGACUAUAAGCUACAUCGAGACGUUGUCCCUGACUGAAGAACGUCAGAAACAGCUGGCGGACCAAUAUCACUUUAACUGCCAGUGCCGGCGAUGCCAGACUCAUGACAAGGAUGAACUCAUGCUGGCAGGUGAAGAAGCGGCGUGGCGUCUUCUGAAGGAGGCGCUGCCCAAACUGGACAAACUGAAAGGAGAGUCCAAUUGGAAGACGCUGUUGGAGAGCUCUCUUCAUCUGUUAUCAGCUGCUGGUGCCGGAGUACCUGAUGAGAAUCUCUACAGGCUCAGAAUCACAGACAUGGCUUUAGAUGCUGCGAUCCACCUACAGCUCUGGGAUGAGGCUCUGAAAUACAGUCUGAAGACACUUCCAGGAUACAGACAGUACUACCCCGACCCCCAUCCGGUCCAUGGCGUCCAGCUGAUGCGAGUAGGGAAGCUGCAGCAUUACCUGGAAAACAUCAAGGAUGCUUUGGACACAUUCAAAGAGGCUUAUAACAUCAUGAAGCUCACCCACGGAGACGAUCACCCCUUGAUGGUUGACUUGAAAAUGAAAAUGGAGGAAUGUCGCUGUGAGAUGGAUCAGCAGUCACCACACUGAUGCUGAGACGAAACCAGCAGCUGCUCUCUGCAACCUGCUCUCCUCACGAUGUCCUGACAUUGAUGAUAGCCAAGAAAACUCUGACUAAAGAUUUUACUACUG
This is a messenger RNA of Salarias fasciatus (jewelled blenny), 1452 nucleotides long. It is a transcript of the gene smyd3, whose product is annotated as SET and MYND domain containing 3. Bases 40 to 1350 code for a protein of 436 amino acids. Gene Ontology annotation, cellular component: nucleus. The record is from RefSeq and is a predicted model, not a curated record. The transcript is spliced from 12 exons. Lineage: Eukaryota; Metazoa; Chordata; Actinopteri; Blenniiformes; Blenniidae. Gene Ontology annotation, molecular function: protein binding.